Molecule: messenger RNA, 874 nt
Organism: Athene cunicularia (burrowing owl)
Lineage: Eukaryota; Metazoa; Chordata; Aves; Strigiformes; Strigidae
Gene: FAM32A
Product: family with sequence similarity 32 member A
Exons: 4
Coding region: 96-389 (97 amino acids)
Cellular component (GO): nucleolus
Source: RefSeq, a predicted model, not a curated record
CAUUCACCUGUCUCCUGUGUGCAGGACAGACUCGUGUUACAGUAUUUAGCCAAACAACUAACGGCUUCUUGUCUUUGAAGCAGCAGUUAGACUUCAUGGAUCGUAUCUUUUCAUUCCUUCAGAUAUGGAAGAAGAAAAAGGCGAAGGACAAGGCCCAGAUCCUGGAGCAGAUCGUGAGCAGCAAGAAGCAGGAGGAGGAGAAGAAGCGCGGCCUGGACAAGCGGACCCCGGCGCAGGUGGCCUAUGAGAAGAUGCAGGAGAAGCGGCAAAUGGAGAGGAUCCUAAAGAAAGCAUCUAAAACCCAUAAGCAGAGAGUGGAGGACUUCAACAGACACCUGGAUACUCUGACAGAGCAUUACGACAUUCCCAAAGUCAGCUGGACGAAGUGAAUGGUGGACUGGUUUUCAAGGCUUUGGAUCAGGAGUUGUGUUUUGUUUGUGUUGAACAGGGUUGCCACGUAAAUCUGUGUAUUCUCCACACUGAAUGUUUAAUAUACCUUCUGAACGUUUAUGACUUUGUACUGCCUUAUUUCAUUGUUUUGUGUUUAAAAACUAGAUAUUGAAUGAAGUCUCAAUUCUUGGCUGAUGAGCUCUGAUAUAUGUAGGUGCAGAGGGCUAUUUUUUUAGCACUUGAAGUGAGAUUAAGGUGAAAGUCAGUGGCAGUGAGCCAGCUGGAAAGCGUUUCUUUAUUUCUUUGAUUAUAACAGCUCUCCUUUUUGGAAGUGAGGAGCCUGAUAGUUUCAUAUAGCAUAAACUUCUUCUGUAAAUGAUAGGAAUUGUGUAGUUUCUUCCUAUCUAGAACUCUAUCAGAGGUGGCAGGUCUGAUGUUAACUUGUAACUUCGAUGUAACUUAUUAAAAUGCUGCUUUCAUCCUU